Ceutorhynchus assimilis (cabbage seed weevil) is the source of this 2462-nucleotide messenger RNA. NCBI's taxonomy places the organism in Eukaryota, Metazoa, Arthropoda, Insecta, Coleoptera, Curculionidae. The record is from the annotation of a GenBank genome assembly.
GACGUGACGUGACAUCCCCUAGUCCUAACCUCAAUUUCGUGUGUUUGUUUACAUUUUUGUAUUUUUAAUUUUUGAUUUUAAAAAUCUUUAACUUUUCUCACUGCAAUGGUCACUUUAAAAGACGCUAAUUAUUCGGAAAUAGAGCACCAGUGUCAGUUGGAAUUGGAGAAAUUGAAAUUAGAAGAGGAAUCUCUAAUAUCAGAACUAAACGGCAUGCUAAACCAAAGAACCUACAUCGAAGACAAAAUCAAAGGCCUAUCCAGAUUGAUGCCCACCUUAAAAGUAAUGAAACACGAAGCCCAAGAACUCGUAACCACCAUAAACGAUAUAUCAGAUAGCUCCGAAAAAAUUAGCAGCAAAAUCAGGCAGUUGGAUUUGGCUAGAGGCAACGUGGACGAGUGCCUCCUGCGAGUAAACGACUUGAUUGACUUGGAAAUUUGCUCGCAAGGUGUCCAACAAGCAAUUCUAGAUUUAGACUACGAAAAAGGUGCUGCUCACGUUCACAGGUUCUUGUCCAUGGACCAGUCUUUGCUAAAAAGAACCGCAAAUGACAUGAAUAAUGUUACAAACAUGCUCAAAUCUGUUAGGACUUUACAGGAUGCUGCUUCACAGUUACGAGCUAUAGUUGAGCAUAAAUUUAAUGAAGCAAUUACUAAUGAAGAUUUAGUUUCGGUGGAGAGGUUUUUUAAAAUAUUUCCUUUAUUAGGGAUGCACCAGGAGGGCAUAAGGGAUUUUUGCUCUUUUUUGCGCACAAAAAUUGGUUUGACUGCUGAUAAAAAUCUUAAAUCUGCCAUAAGUACACCUUUAGCAGACAAACGGCACAGCAUUAUUUAUGCUGAUACUUUGAUACUAUUAUUCGAAGGCCUUGCUAGAGUUAUAGACACUCAUCAGCCUUUAAUCGAAACUUAUUAUGGCCCUGGCAGGCUGUUAUCUGCUGUGAGUAUUUUGCAAAAAGAAUGCGACAAACAAGUCAAGAGGAUUGUGUUGGAGUGGGGCAAAGCUAGACAGAUUCAGAAAAAAAUUCAACAAGUUUCUGAAACUUCUAGGAUGACUUCUAGCGGAAGUUUUAGUAAAAUAGAGAAAACCGAUCCUAAAGAUUUGGAUAUUGUGAUUGGGGAAAUUACUUUGAUGCACUUUAGGUGCGAGAUUUAUAAUAAGUUUUUACAGAGGAAGGUUUUGGCAGAUAUUGAAGUUGGUAUUUCUGAGACUGAACAGAAAACUAAAUCGAUUAAAACUUUGGAGCAGUUAAUUUUGAAUAGUGAUUUGAGCCAGUGCAAACACGAUCUUUUGUCUCAUUAUUUAAGAUUGGAGCAAUAUUUUAUGGAAGAGUCUGUUGCAAAGGCUGUCAAUAUGGAUUCGUUAGAGCCUGGUCAGCAAACGUCUAGUAUGGUGGACGAUACGUUUUUCAUUGUUAGAAAAUGUAUCAGACGUUCAAUUUCAACUGGAAGCUUGGACGGUAUCUGUGUGAUAAUAAACAACGCUUGUCGCGUAUUGGAAAACGAUUACUGUGACAUUUUGAAGGCCAGGUUGAAGCAAGGCUAUCCGUCUGGGUAUUUAGACUUGACUCAGGCCUACAAUGUACUGCACAAUUCUAUACAGCAAGGCAGAUUGCAACCGGGGGAUACUGAACAAUCUAGAACCGCAUUUAUUGUUGCUCUAAAUAAUGCAGACAUUAGUACCGAGUACGUUACAGCAUUGGUUGACAAUAUAAUGAAAGAAAUCGAAGGUGCUUGUCCCAAUAUGAACACCAAAGAACAAGGCAAAUUGGAAAGUUGUUUAUCAGGAAUAUCGGCGGUCAGUGCAAAAUUGAGCGAGAUUAUCGAAUACGGUAUACAGCAAUUGAAAAGUACCGCCAUCAAGCCUAGGGUUAAUCCUUGGGUGGAUACUUUUAUGAAUUUCAGUCAUCAAUUAUCUGAGGAUGAGCUAUCUGCUUAUGAAGCAGGCGAGUCUUUUGUCCAAACUCUCAUAAUGAAUUUGGAAACUUUACUUUCUUCAUUCAAACACAUUUUGAGCACAAAUAACUAUGAAUUGUUUAUACAAGUAUUGACUUUAGAAGUGACUCAGAGAUUUGAAAAAGUAGUUAUGAAGAGCCAGUUUAACAGGUUAGGGGGUUUGGUCCUUGACAAAGAAGUCCGUUCUCUUGCUGGUUAUAUAGUUUCUGGGACUUAUUGGUCUGCAAGAGAUCAAUUUGCCCGUCUAACGCAAAUAGCCACUAUCUUAAAUUUUGACUAUAUUGAAGAAAUAAACGAUUAUUACGGCAAUGCCGAUGGGGCUAUUAAUUGGAGAUUGGCGCCUAGUGAAAUCAAGACAGUAUUAAAUUUGAGGACUGACUUCAAAUCGGAAGAAAUAAAAAGAUUGCGUCUUUAAGACUUAAAUACAUAUUAAUUUUCUUAUGUUAUAAAAACUUAAUAUAUUGUUUAAAAUGCUUAAGUUUCAUUUUCAUUACAAUCAGUAAAUGCACA